UCGCUAGGUAAAAUGAGGUCGAAAGGCAGACGACAGUUUGCAUCAAGUUGCCCGCAGAGCAGAAGUAAAACUGUUUUAUCGAAAUAAACAUGGCAGUGUUCAUCGCUGGUCUCAUUGGUACAAUUGUCUUCUAUAUCGUCAUCCUGGUCAUCGGACUGAUCGCUGGACGGAAGAAAUCGACCAGUUCGGACACACAAUUUCUGGCCAAUAGGGACUUGGGACUAUUUGUGAGCAGUUUUACGCUGUCUGCUACAAUGGUAGGUGGCGCUUAUAUUAGUGGAACAGCCUCAGAAAUUGCAACGAAGGGAUUGGUGAACACCGUAGCGCCCAUUGGAUACAACAUCGGGAUAGCAAUUGCUGGAGUGGUUUUUGCACCGAAGGUUCGACGGGGAAAUUACACCACCAUCUUUGAUCUCUUUCAGAUCAAAUUCGGCAAAAAGAUGGGAGCUGUUUUAUUCUUCAACGAACUUUUUGCAAACAUUUUCUGGGAGGCUGCUAUACUUGGAGCAUUAGGGGCCUCUCUAAAGUCUAUUAUCGGACUUGAUAUGAACGUGGCUGUUAUAACAUCUGCUUGUGUAGCUGUAGUCUAUACUUUCUUUGGUGGACUCUAUUCUGUCGCAUACACGGAUGUGAUUCAACUCAUUUUCAUUGGAGUUGGCUUGACAUUAGCUUUGCCAUUUGUAUUCACGAACGAAUCCGUGGACCUGUCCAGAGUUGAGGGCAAAUGGCUAGGAACUGUGGCCACAGAACACAUAGGAAACUAUAUCGAUACCUUUGCUGUUGUUGUGUUCGGUGGAAUUCCAUGGCAGUCAUAUUACCAACGUGUACUGGCCUGUCAUUCACCAUCUUUGGCCCGAAACGCCACCUUGGUCUCCAUCAUAUAUUCCAUGCUUCUGUUUCUUCCACCUGCUUUCUUGGGACUUGCAGGUGCCUCGGCAGAUUGGAAUGCCACAAGCUAUGAGGGUAGUCUUCCAUUAAGUAAUACAGACUGGGAGUCAAUUCUUCCCAUGGUUCUUCAGCACCUGUGUCCCACAGCGGUAGCAGUUAUUGCCCUUGGUGCGCUCAGUGCAGCUGUCAUGUCGUCCGCAGAUUCCAUUAUUCUGGCCGUUGGCAGUGUGGUGGCGAGAAAUAUUUAUCAGAAUAUUAUAAGGCCUAAUGCAUCAGACAGGGAGGUUGUUUGGGUCUUCCGUAUUUGCGUAGUCAUUGUUGGCAUCCUGGGAACAGUUUUUGCUUUAACAGUACAGAGUGUAUAUGGAUUACUGAUACUUUGUGGAGACCUCAUGGCCGUAUCGCAAUUCCCACAGCUGAUUUGCGCCCUGUGGUUGGAUGUUGGAAACACCUAUGGAAGCCUGGUGGGCCUUAUCGUCGGUCUAUUACUGAGGAUCCUCGGCGGAGAACAAGUGCUUGGAAUCGAUGCUGUUAUUAAGUAUCCAUUUUAUGAUGUAAAGCACAAUCAGCAAAAGUUCCCUUUCAAAGUCGUCGCUAUGCUUUGUUCCUUGGCAGCAAUCAUUCUGACAUCUUAUGUCACUCAUUUCCUUUUUACACGUCAUUACCUUUCAAAAAAGUUUGACAUUUUUCGUUGCUUUCCUGUUGUAGAGAAGGAAAUUCGUCUCGAACACGAAAAUGAUUUAAUGCUUCAAAACAAAAAUAAGAAUUCUGACCCAAACCUUGAAAAUUCUGACGAAAAGGCUACUCUUACAACGGAUCAAAAUUUUCAAUAG
Molecule: messenger RNA, 1721 nt
Organism: Saccostrea echinata
Lineage: Eukaryota; Metazoa; Mollusca; Bivalvia; Ostreida; Ostreidae
Product: high-affinity choline transporter 1-like
Exons: 8
Coding region: 90-1721 (543 amino acids)
Biological process (GO): choline transport; acetylcholine biosynthetic process; transmembrane transport
Cellular component (GO): plasma membrane
Molecular function (GO): choline:sodium symporter activity
Source: RefSeq, a predicted model, not a curated record